This is a messenger RNA of Amaranthus tricolor (Joseph's coat), 1800 nucleotides long. RefSeq lists its product as uncharacterized. NCBI's taxonomy places the organism in Eukaryota, Viridiplantae, Streptophyta, Magnoliopsida, Caryophyllales, Amaranthaceae. Gene Ontology annotation, molecular function: phosphatidylinositol transfer activity. The coding region runs from base 434 to 1432 and encodes 332 amino acids. The record is from RefSeq and is a predicted model, not a curated record. The transcript has 8 exons.
AUUGUUGAAAAAAAAACGCCCGCCAAAGACGACAAAGGGAAAGAGUGAGAAAAUACUGCAAUUCGUGAGUACUACUACGUAUCAUCCCUACCAAUUCAACAAAUUAUUACCAAACCUAUCACAUGAAUCAGUCGUCAUCACCUGCCUCAUAUCUCAUUUUCUCUCACCUUUGCUUUCUCUCUCUUCACUCCUCACCCAACUCUAUCACCUCCGCCAUUGAUUUCCUUUAUAGGGCUUUUGAUUUUUGACUAACUUGGAGUUCUUCUAUUAUAUGAGAAGGUAUCAUUUGACAAGGGAUGCGUGGACCCCAACUUGUGACCGGGCAGUGAGACCCCCCCGGACAACUGUGAAGCGAGAGCAAGAAGAUUUAGCUCAUUAUCAGACAAAGGUUAGAACUUGCGGAAGAGCAAUAUAAGGAUACUUGGCUACAACAAUGAGUAUGAAUUUGAAGAAAUCUGCCUCCAACACACGAGAACAAUAUGAAGAGCAGUCAAAGAAGAUUGAAGAGGUAAGAAAAGCACUAAGUCCGAUUCCAGAAAAGCUGUCUAAAUUUUGUUCUGACUCAUCAACUGCAAGAUACUUGCGAGCACGAAAUUGGCAUGUGAAAAAAGCCACAAAGAUGAUGAAAGAAUCUUUAAAAUGGAGAUUAGAGUACAAGCCUGAAAAGAUCCGUUGGGAAGAUAUUGCUAGUGAAGCGGAUUCAGGCAAAAUAUAUAGAUCUACUUCUGUUGACAAGAAAGGGAGACCUAUUUUGGUAAUGCGUCCUAGUCGCGAGAACUCCAAGUCUGUUGCAGGACAAAUAAGAUACUUGGUAUAUUGCAUGGAGAAUGCCAUCCUAAAUUUACCACCUGAUCAAGAGCAGAUGGUCUGGCUGAUCGAUUUCUGGAAUUUCAGUAUAACAAAUGUUUCAUUCAAGUCAGCUAAGGAAACAGCGCACGUAUUACAGAAUCAUUAUCCAGAAAGAUUGGGUAUUGCUAUUUUGUACAAUCCUCCUAGGUUCUUUGAACAAUUUUACAAGGUAGUUAAACCUUUUCUGGAACCCAAGACUCGGAACAAGGUGAAGUUUGUUUAUGCUGAUGAUAUGAACUCUAAAAAGAUCAUGGAAGAACUUUUUGACAUGGAACAACUUGAAUCUUGUUUUGGGGGUAAAAGAACCGAAAGUUUUGACAUUCAAAAAUAUGCUCAGAGAAUGAAAGAAGAUGAUGAGAAAAUGCGCUCCUUCUGGGAUGACGCUGAUGGUGCUUCUGUUACUUCCGACGUCAAUGGUCUUAUUAACCAUGAGUGCUCAACGUCAGAUGAUGAUGAUCUAUCACAACAAAGUAAUGGUAGGCGUACUCCUCCUUCAGCUGAGGGUUCCGCAGCCACAAUUUCAGAUGUCACAUUAUCAGUGGCUACCAUGAACCUAAAGGACGCUGGAGAUGCCAAAGCGUGAUCGUGUUAAAUGAGUUGUCAGCAGCCCUACCUCAGAUAUGAAAGCUGAAUUCGAAUCUAACAAUUCUCUAGGUUAUUUACUUAACAAUGGAGACCAAAACUUGCAAAUAAGCAUUCCUUCUGGCGUGCGUCAGUGUGGCGCUAGCGGAGAAAGUAUUGUGUUUUUCUUCUUGACAAAGGAAGAAAUGUGCAUACUAGGAUUUCAUUAGGAGAUCAUUUUUAACAUAAUAAUUUGUAUUAUCAAUAAUAUCACUUCUAACAUAGCCUAUUUGUUAAAUUUACUGGAACAGAAUGCCUGUAAUAGUUAUGAAUGUUAAAGACAACAAUUUCACAUCGGGUGGUCAAGUGACCGACUUUUUUGAUCUUUGA